AUGGAUGGCAAUGCAGGACACAAUCAGAUAAUGGUGGCAGAAGAAGACAUCCACAAGAUAGCCUUCAUGUGUCUAGGGCAUAUAGGCGCUUUUGAAUACAUUGUAAGGCCUUUUGGCUUAAGAAAUGCAGGAGCCACUUAUCAAAGAGCUCUGAAUUCUGUUUUCCAUGACAUGAUAGGCCAUUCUCUAGAAGUUUAUAUAGAUGAUGUGGUGAUCAAGUCUCCAGAAAAAGGAGACCAUGUAUCCAAUUUAUAG
This is a messenger RNA of Prunus armeniaca (apricot), 255 nucleotides long. The record is from the annotation of a GenBank genome assembly. NCBI's taxonomy places the organism in Eukaryota, Viridiplantae, Streptophyta, Magnoliopsida, Rosales, Rosaceae.